Molecule: messenger RNA, 3949 nt
Organism: Neoarius graeffei (lesser salmon catfish)
Lineage: Eukaryota; Metazoa; Chordata; Actinopteri; Siluriformes; Ariidae
Gene: dennd2c
Product: DENN/MADD domain containing 2C
Exons: 19
Coding region: 790-3654 (954 amino acids)
Source: RefSeq, a predicted model, not a curated record
CCAUAGAGCUGCAGAUCCACUGAGAGGAAAGAAAAGUUUGUUCAGAUGGCAAACUGACAGCAGGACACAGAGCUCACAGCAUUCACGCUGAAACAAACCAGCUCUUAGUCUGGUUUAAAGUGGUGUUUGUUGUUGUAGGGUGUGUUUUAUUUUUUAACAACUCAAGAGAAGAAUGAAACUCGCGUUUUCUGAUCAAAUCCGUGUGUUUUCUUGCCGAAGACGACUCUGAAACCUGAGAGAAACAGAGAGGAGAAUGAAUAGGACUGAGCUAACAGGCUAAUUAGCACUGUUAGCUUCUAUUUCCAUGGCAAGCCUGCGACUGGGCGCCCAUAUGUCUACUUUUAAACGUUUAUAAACGACGAAAAACGGGGUUUGGUAUCGUUUAUGUUAUUAAAAAAAUUAUUUUUACAAUAAUAAACAUCCUGGAAGAAAGUUCUCUGACGGAGUAUUUUUCAUGGUUUUGUUUCCAAAUAUUAAAAAAGCGCCAUGAAAUGUGGAGCUGUGUGGAAAUCAUGGCUUUUUGUGAAGUUUCUGUAUUGAAAUUCAUCUCAGGAGGCGGUUUGAUUGAAUAAUGCUGCAGAAACUGGAAAUUGGAAACCUCAAUGUGUUACUCUAAAGCAGUAACCGUGAACCCUGUUAACCUGUCCUGAGGGUGGGGACAUUUCAUCCUGAAUAGAUUCACCAUUCUGCUGAGUACUUUAUCCUGUCCAACAAUGGCAGAUCGACACGUGGGCUUCCUGCAGUGAUGUCUGUGCAGUGAGGACUGGCUUGCUCUGUGGCCUGCUCGCCAUGCUGGCCCUGGGAGUAGACUAUGGCAAACCAGGAGGAGGAAGAAGAACGGCGACUGCAUGCCAGUUGCCUGCUUCAGGGAGAGCGUUGACAAGGGAGUCUGGCAUCAACAUCAAGCAGAAGAUCUCACAAUGGGAGGGGCUCAGCCAGCAAGAGGGCACACAUGGAGGGAGGCCCAAGACCCAGGGCACCCCUGUCAUACGCGCUCGUUCUGGGGAUGUGAAAAAUGGCAUUCUCUUGGACAAUAAAACUGAAGGACUCCAUAGAAAAGCUAACCUGUCUCAAGCCAAAAGCAUGGGUUUGGAUUUCAGGGAAAACCAGACUGGUCACGGACAGUUAACAGUGGGACAGAAAUCCGUACCUGAGCACAACCGACCACUUUUAAACGACAGUGUAAUCUCGACUCCUAGGACUAAGUCGUCACCAGGCGUGAUCCGAGCGCAGCAUCCUGUAAACAAACGGGAUGCUUCAAAGCAGAAAAGUGAUAAUGAUGUCAUUGACCGUGUCAUGGACGACGAUAUCGCAUCCCUGCCCGAGGGUGACGAAGAUCCUGAUGACUCUCUGCCCCCUGGAAACUUCUACACCUCUCGGGGGUUUUGGAGGAGACUGGAGGGCGAGGAUGCUCCCUGGAAGAGGGAGAAAGAUGCCUCACCCGUCUCAAAGCAUCUCAACUCAGGAGGCGCUCAACUGAACCCGCAGAAUCCCAUCAUACCGCCACCUAAACCACAACGCACAUUCCAGUACCAAGGAGGCAACAUCCGACCUGCAGAUUCAACCAAAUGGGAGAAGGUAACUUCUCCUGUGACCCAAUCAAAACAGCUUCGAAAGCAUGAUGUCAUACGCCCACCCGAUGUCCCGCCUCCACCAUGUCCUGUCACCAGCAGCAAUGGUAUUUCCAGAAACAAAAAGAACAGGAAGUCAUUUGAAUUCGAGGACGUGGAGCGUUGGACAGCUCAGCAGGGGUCCAGAGAAACCGAGUCACGCCGCUCUGGGCUGUACCACACCCGGUCACAAGACAGCAUCUAUGAAGACAUCAUCUCGGAAGUGCUAAGGGAGAACCCAUACGAAGACAUCAAACCGUCUCCUAUGUGUCUUCCUAUCAUGCGCUCCCGAAACUGGACCGUUACACAGAGACGGACGCCGUGCGCCCCGAAGCUGCCUCAGAAACCCCUCACGCUACGAGCCAAUACUGACCGAUUGCACGAGGUCUACAAGCAGUCUAUGGCAUCACAGAUUCAAACCUCAAACCCAAGUACAGCUAAGCCAUCAGCAACAAAGCAGGCUACCGCCUACAGAACACAGCGCCAGCCUCAGUAUGUGAGCAGGAUCCAAGAGAUCUUCCAGGCUAAGAGAGGGAAAAAGAGAGUGAAAAGCCAGACAAGUGCCAGCAGAGAUGAAUUGAGUGGAACGGAGAGCGAUCCAGAAGAGAGCACUAAAGGUGGCUCCCAGCGCCUGGUGUAUGUACAGUCCACUUUGAAGAGAAGACCAGGGUAUCGCACCCUGGAGAAAGAUCUCAUCCAGCUGCAGCAGCAACAACUCUUCCAGCUGUUCGUUGUGGUGUCACUUCGAAAACGUUCCCCCGGAAAUGCGUACUAUCCAGAGAUCACGCAACAGUUCCCUACUAAGUUUGAGAAGACCUCACGGAUGUCUCGUGAGACUGAGGAUCGGUUGAAAGCCAUUCCUAAUUUCUGCUUCCCGGAUGCUCAGGACUGGAAACCAUCUGCAGACGUCAACAGUGAGACCUUUUCAUUUGUCCUGACUGGAGAAGACGGGACCCGAUGGUUUGGUUAUUGUCGGAAAAUCUUGCCCUGCGGAAAGGGGAAGAGGCUGCCUGAGGUUCACUGCAUCAUCAGCCGGCUUGGUUGCUUCAAUUUGUUUGCAAAGAUCCUGGAGGAGGUGGAGAGGAGGAGAGAGAUCUCUCCUGCGCUGGUCCACCCGUUCAUGCGCAGCGUCAUGGAGGCUCCGUUUCCUGCUCCAGGACGCGUCAUCACCGUGAAAAGCUUUCUGCCUGGCUCUGGUAACGAGGAGCUGACUCUGUGUCGCCCAGUGGACUCGCGACUGGAGCAUGUGGAUUUUGAGAGUCUUCUGCAGUGUCUGAGUGUGAGCAGCCUGCUGCAGGUUUUCGCCUCUCUGUUGCUGGAGAGGAGAGUCAUCUUCAUCGCAGAUAAACUCGGCACCUUGUCUCAGUGUGCACACUCGGCUCUCGCUCUGCUCUACCCUUUCACAUGGCAGCACACGUUCGUGCCCGUACUGCCUGCCAACAUGCUGGACAUUAGCUGCUCUCCAACUCCCUUCGUCAUGGGAGCGCUGUCUCCGUCCCUGGACCAGCUGUUGGAUUUGCCCAUUGAGGAGGUGCUUAUUGUGGACUUGUGUGCGGACAAGUUUGUUGUGCAGAUGGGAGAUGAAGACUGCAUCCUCCCCAGUAAGCUCCAAGCAGCCCUGCAGGAAGUCCUGGAGAGUCGGGAGGAGAUGCUGGAACGCAGCAAAGAGGACAGGAAGGGAGAGGAGUGCAGUCUGAGUGCUCUGGUAUCCGAGGCGUUUGUGAGAUUCUUCAUAGAGCUGGUGGGCCAUUACCCGCUGCACAUCAACGAGACGGGAUACAACGGCGUCCGCGAGCUCAACCGAGAAACCUUCAGGAAGUCUCAUCCGUCCCGAGGCGUGCGGCAGUUCCUCCAGCUGUUCAUGGACACGCAGAUGUUCGCCGGCUUCAUCCAGGACCGAGAGCUCCGCAAGGGCGGAGUCAAGGGCCUGUUUGAAGUGCGAGCAGCAGAAUAUCUCGCCUCCUGUCCUGAGCCUGAACCCUUCGGAGUCAACAAAUUUCUCAAGGGACUCGGGAACAAAAUGAAGUUCUUACAGAAAAAGUGAGGGAUUGCCUAAGCAGAGGAGGGAGAAGGCCAAGAGUGACGUGCCAAGCAAGAUGGAGUGCGGAGAAGAGAGCUGCGAGUCACUGCAACGAUCGUUUGCCUCCAAGAAAACUGGACCGGCCGGGUGGGGACCAGAUCGAGCCUGGACUGGGCUCAUUUCAUCCUGAUGGGAGUGCCUGUGCAAUGCUUUAAGAUUUAAAAGUGGAAAUUGAUAAAUUAUUAUUAUAAAGAAAAGAGAACCUGAAUUAGAGCUGGGAGAAAAGUGUCGUGGUUAAAGCUGAUGCUUUGAGCUUAAU